ACAUCCGGGCAACUCCUUACAAUAUACUUUCGACACACUGCUGCAUAACGAGCUAUUUGAUUACAAAGCGCAAAUUUUAAAGCUAUGUUAUCUCGGUCAAUACGCGCAGAAACUCGCAGCAGAGCGAAGGAAGACAUCAAGAGAGUAAUAACUGCUAUUGACAAAGUUCGGAAUUGGGAGAAGAGAUGGGUAACUAUUGGUGACACAACAAUGAAAGUCCUCAAAUGGGUUCCAAUAAGUGCAUCCCAGCCCACUUCCCAAAAGAUGUUUGGUAAGAAGAUUGCUCACACAUCCAAGAACCGGGUGGGUCGCAUACUCAAGGACCACUCCAAUGGGGAGGACAGCAAUCAAGGCAGCCUGGACAUUGAUGAGUCCACAAGGCACUCACAGGGCUCUGACAGCGGCUCAGGCAACCUGCUCAACGAGGAUUCCAACAUGUCCUUCCCCGACCUGAAAAACACGGAGGAUGACAGCAACGACACAAACAUGAGCGCAGCUUUGAAACUGGUUCGCAAUGAAAAUGAGGAUGAGUCUUAUGAUUCCAUGGACAAUGGUUCCCCUGUAAAGCGCUUGAAAACAGACGACAAAUCUAGCAGCUGAGACCAUGUUGACUGUAGCAAUCUUUAAAAGACUCCAAUUACCCAACUUAAUUAUGGAAAAAGUGGGCUAAUGCUUUUGUGUAAAGUGACCUCCCAUAUUAGCCUGUGCAGUACGCACAUGCUUAUAAGAGCCGAUACUCUCUGCCUUAAUUUAAUUUUGUUUAGGAGGCACUUCAUUUAAAGGAAAGAUACUCUCAAAUAGCAAAGAGUCCACCUUAAUAAGCAUGUACAGGCUAAUCUAAGACUACAAUUUCAGCACAUGGAAAGAGCCCUGUAUUUCCAGAACGAGGCUCCAAGACUCUCAUUAGCGUCCUGAGUUCUGCUGCCCUGUCAUGUAGAGGCAACCUACACACAUUUGUUCUUAAUUGGAUUGCUGAAAAUCAGAACUGCUUCUGGUGAAAAUGGCUGGUGUUGUGGUGUUGAUGUGUUGAUAACAGUCACCAUGGUUUUGUUGUCCGCUCAAUUGUCCCACUGCAUUUAAAUGUUGUGAUGGGAUAACUAUAACAUUGGCAAAAUUACCUGUUGGCUCCAAUUGUUAAGGCUUGGAUUAAGAAAUGUAGGCAAAGUUAGCUGUUAGCCACAAUUGUUAAUGUUUGGAUUAAGAUAUUUGAAUUUAGAUUCAGAAUUGCCUUUGCCCAAUAUCAAGAAGAAUUCAUAAUAUCAUAGAUGGUUAACUUUUUGCCACACUAUAGCCAUCAGAAUACCUGGUAAGAUAGAAGAAAACCUUAUCAUGGUAACUAAAUAAUUAGGUUACAAAUUGAAAAGCAAUGUAUGAUUGGAUUAACUCUUGAUAUAUUAUUAGGGUUUAUGUUUGUUGGUUAUACCGGUACUUACAGUAAUGUUGUAACAGUUUUAACCCUUUCCCACUCAUAGGCAAAAGGAAAUUGACUAUGUGCAAACAGCACAAACCAGAACAGCCUGCAAGUCACUCGCAGUCUGUUCAGGUUAUAUGCUGUUUGCUGCUCAUCAGUAUCUUAGGGUUGGAAAUGAAGCCUUUCAAACUUGAAUACUAAUGUAUUAAGAAAGGACUUUAAUUUGACUUUCUAAAGGACUUCAAAUGCAUCAAAGUGCGUUUCUGAGUGGUAAAGGGUUUACAUAUUAAACAAUUUUGUCACUGUUUUGCAACACCUGUACAUCUGCUCAUGUGUACAAGAUUGUGCAACCUUCUUGAAAAUCAUGUCAUAUCAUUGUAUUUAUAUAUAGUUAUAUAUAUCAUUUUUAAAGAAUUUAUCAUGUCAUAUUUUUAACUAGGGCUGUCACGAUUCACCGGUAUACCGGUAUAUCGCAGUGCAUGUCAUGAAAAAAAUCGCACCGCGGUACGGCGUUGCCGCACCGGUUUUUUUAAUAUUAUUAUAUUAGCACAGAUAUAAAUACAUUACAUAAUUAUUUUGAUAUAGAUAUCAUUUUGAAAAAUGUAGAAGCGAUUCAAAAGGGCUAAAUAAAUAAUCCGUUAAUAUUCAGGUCAAGCAAGCGAUUCCACUUGUACAUGUUUAACUUUCACGUUUAAAAUACGGCGAUGUAUGGGUCCGUACCUUUUUUGGAAUUAGGGACAGAUUUCCUUUGCAAAUAAGUUCAUUAUUAUCCAAAAGAUGUUUAUUCUAUUUCUCAUUUUCGAACUUUAGUAUAUCGAUCGUUCAAAGCAUGGCACUUUCGAAUCAUGUUAUCUUAAGAUUCUGAAUAAGUCGAGGAAGAGUCAGAACGCUACGGAUUUUCAAUACUGGGCCCGCUGACUCCGCAUUUUGAACAUGCCCUUGAAGCGUUCGAUUUACACAGAUCGUAGUCACAGCUAUUGUAAACAACAUGGCGGACAUUUUAGAAAAAGACUCGAAUAAUAACAAUGACUACUUCUAUCAAGUUUAUUACAGUUUCUUUUACAGUUUCUAGUCAUACUAUGAUACCAGUGUUUUCUGAUUAUUGAGUUUAAUAAAGUUUGUAAAACUUGUUAUUCUGCUGUUUUCUUCACAGAUGCAUAUUCUGUAAAAUAUCGCGGUACGUACCGCGAUACAGUGUUGCCGUACCACGAUAUACCGCGGUACGCUCACAGCGUAUCGUGACAGCCCUAUUUUUAACAAUUACUCUGUGUUGUCAGUUACUUAUGAUUAUUUUCAUAUUCCUUUUUGAUUUUUAGAAUAUUGUAAGUUAAAACAAGAUUUGUGUUUUUUUUCAUUGAAGAAUCAUGUUUUAUAAAUUGUACUAGUGUAAAUAUAACUUAACUUCAUAAUACAUGUAUGUACCAAAUCACUAAAGCAAGACAUUAAUUGUUAACAUUAACCUUAGAAAAUCUUACUAUAAGACACCUACAAUUUUCAUGGCUGCAUUUAUGAUCUUUGAUGCAGAAUGUUGUACAAGGGCUGACCUGUUAUUGCAGUUAUAAAAUCUUAGAUAGUGCCUUACCGUGGGUGCUCAGUGAAGAACGAGAGUAUUAACCUGAUAAGAAGGUCAAUAACGAAUUCUGAGUAGUUUAAGAUAUUGUUCAGAAACAAUGAAUACUGUUAAGAAUGCAGCCUUGCUCUGGCUAAAUGUAUGUGCCGAAAGUGUCGUCACAGAUAAGCCUCCGCAGUCCGCACUUUACACUUUUAUGGAAUUUCUCGUAUUAAGGAGGUCUUUUUGAAACCAAAAUCAAUUUAAGGGGGAAAGCGUUGUCAUUGAUUAACCUGUGUGUACUGCAAAGACUUAUAUGUGACGACUUUAUGCACAUGCAUUAAGCCCAGUUUUCCAAAAAAUUAUCUUCUUAUACUCUAUCAAAAAACAACACAGAUGAAAAUGGAGUAUAAUGGAAUCAAUGUGUCUGGAUGUAAGUGCUGGUAUAUUUGCAGCAUAACUUGCAAACCCUUUAGAUAACAAAUUGUUACAGUACACAAUACAUGUUGGUUUGUUUCUACAAUAAUAAACAUGAAACUGAUUAAGUAACAAUUUUCUGUCUUCUUUAUUCUCAUAAUUUUCGUUAAAUGUUUCCUGUAUUAUUUACAAUAAAUUGUUCAUAUGAUAAAAAGGUUAAUAAGAAGUACUUUAUUUCUGCCCUAUUAAGCAAAGUAAUAGUACUACUGUACUCACUUUUGGGGACCAUUGCCUUGUUAAGAAAGUGAUUGUGUGCAUUGUAAAUAUGAAAAUGUUUUCUGUGUUGUAUUUGUAUGUGUUGACUUCUUAACUUUAAACAAUUACCAUAUGGCCUGAAGCUGUGAUGAAUGAUUGUAGAUGAAAGCAUUGUGCACAUGAGAUAAUUUUGCAUUUUGUGAAUUGUAUGUAUAAAUAUAUGCUUAAGAAUAAUGUAAAAGUAAAUAUUUAUUGUAAAUGUG
This is a messenger RNA of Dreissena polymorpha, 3895 nucleotides long. RefSeq names its product B-cell CLL/lymphoma 7 protein family member A-like. The record is from RefSeq and is a predicted model, not a curated record. The transcript is spliced from 6 exons. Bases 85 to 600 code for a protein of 171 amino acids. Lineage: Eukaryota; Metazoa; Mollusca; Bivalvia; Myida; Dreissenidae.